Schistocerca piceifrons (Central American locust) is the source of this 672-nucleotide messenger RNA. RefSeq lists its product as uncharacterized. Bases 1 to 672 code for a protein of 223 amino acids. Lineage: Eukaryota; Metazoa; Arthropoda; Insecta; Orthoptera; Acrididae. The record is from RefSeq and is a predicted model, not a curated record. The transcript is spliced from 3 exons.
AUGCCGCGAGAAUCGUGUUGUGAAGUGCACCUCAAGCCAGCAGACGUCAUAACACAGCCAAGCAGUUCUGACAACACGACACGAGUGCAUCACUUUCAAGAAGGAUCUAAUCUCAACGACAUGAGAGUAAGGCAGUCACUGCUAAAUACAAGCAAGGAUGAAUACAACGACAUCCAAACUCAGUUAGAGAUUAACGAUGUAGAAGAAUCUCAUGAUGUAGACAGGGAGUCGUUUGAAGACUUGUGCUUAGAUACACAGGAAUCAAGCAUAGCGACACUGCUCCAUUCAAAUAUUGUGUCACCACCUAAGUCUGCAAGUUCGUGCAGUGCACGUGAAAUAAAGCUACCAGCAAUUUCAUUACCAAAAUUCAAUGGUAACUUAGCAGAAUUCAUGCACUUCCUGGAUACCUUUAAGGCAUUACUUAUUAGCAAUGAAGCCUUAACUGACGUCCAGCGAUAUUAUUAUUUAUUGUCAUGUGUGUCUGGUGCAUCUCGUAAGCUGGUUGAAAACUUACCGGUUACAGAAAGUAACUUUAAGAUUGCAUGGGAUCUGAUCGUUCAAAGGUAUAAUAAUCCCAAGUUAAUUGUUGAUUUACACGUAAAGGAACUUCUAAAUCUGCCCAACGUCAGAGUUGAAUCUGCUAAGGACUUACGAAUGUUAAUUACCAGGUAA